Molecule: messenger RNA, 5826 nt
Organism: Eleginops maclovinus (Patagonian blennie)
Lineage: Eukaryota; Metazoa; Chordata; Actinopteri; Perciformes; Eleginopidae
Gene: col17a1a
Product: collagen, type XVII, alpha 1a
Exons: 52
Coding region: 129-5300 (1723 amino acids)
Biological process (GO): extracellular matrix organization
Molecular function (GO): extracellular matrix structural constituent conferring tensile strength
Source: RefSeq, a predicted model, not a curated record
CCUGGCACUGCACGAUACACUGUGAUGUGGUAAAGAACAUACGACUGAUAAGUGUUUUUCUGCAGGGGGACAUAAAGAAAGGAGGAGGGAGGAUAUUUCUGAAACAAAUGAUCUAAAGAUAGCGUUGGAUGGACAAUCUAAUAACAUCCACGUCUGUCGGCUCUGGUGGAGGUGGGGGUGGCGGAGGUGUUGGAGGAAGUAGCAGAGUGGUCACAAAGUCAGUGACAACUACUCGACUGACAUCGCAAAAUGAUCUCUCUAUGAACACAGGAGGGUCAGGUGAGAAAGCUGUGUCAGGAAGCUCUGGGGGAAUCCUGAUCACAUCCAGCAGCUCCAACGCCGCUGGCUCAGGUGGAUACAUCUCUAGUGGAACAAGCAGCUCAGGCCGGACCACAUCCAGCAGCUCCAACGCCACCAGCUCAGGUGGAUACGGCUCCAGCGGGACAAGCAACUCAGGGUUCAUCACAUCCAGCAGCUCCAAUACGGCCAGCAUCGGUGGAUAUGGUUCUGGAGAAACAAGCAGUUCAGCCCUGACCACAUCCAGCAGCUCCAGCGCAGGCAACUCCGGUGGAUAUGGCUCAGGCGGAACAAGCAGCUCAGGGUUCAUCACAUCCAGCAGCUCAAAUGCUGCCAGCUCCAGUGGAUAUGGCUCUGGCGGAACAAGCAGCUCAGGCCUGACCACAUCCAUCAGCUCCAAUGCUGCCAGCUCCGGUGGAUACGGAAACAGCAAGUCCGCAGGUGGCAUCAGCGUCACUACUCUAGGUGCCUCCUCUGCUGUAUCCUCAGGGGUUGGAAAUUCAGCAAUCUCAGGGGGCUCAGGGGCAGCAACAAAGGGAACUGCUGGGGCGGUGGGGUUCAGGGCCACUGGGAAGGGAUCCUCUGGCAUGUCUUCUGGUUUUGUGAGUGGGGGCAGAGAUGGAAAAAGAGACGGGGGUCUAGGAGCCGUGACAGUUUCAACAAUGACGAAGAGCAGUUACAGUUCAGGAGGGUCUGGGGAGGCAAAGAGAGGAUCGUCUUCAGCAGUCACUUAUUCACCUGUUCCAAAAGAGAAGAAGAGCACGAGCACCAUGGCAGCAGCGGUCUCAGAUGUCUUUUACGAAAGUUCAAGCACAAACUCCUCUCCAGAGUACAAAAGGAAGGAGUAUGGUAUUUCAAGUUCUACUUCUAGCUCUGCCACCAGAGGGAGAACUAAUAGCAGAGAGAGUGAGAUCAGAGCAAGACUUCAGAGUGCUUCUCCUCCAGCAAGUUGGACGGAGCUGGAUGACGUGAAGCGCCUGCUGAGAGGAAACCGCUCCACCAGCACCAGCCCCACCAGAUCCCCCAACAACACGCUGCCUAUCCCCAAGAAGGCCAGCGUUGAAACUAGGACCAUGUCUGACAGCACCGCCACAGCUUCAGCCAAUCAGAUGCCAGAGCACUAUGGCAGCAUUUGGUCCGGAGGUGUGAGCAGUGGCUACGGUUACAACACUAGCUCCAACAACAUGUCGGCUACCUCCAACCUUUACUCAUCAGGAGUUCAGAACAACCUGACACUCAGCUCCCCAUCGAUGAACGGUGGACUCUCUGCUGGCAGCACUAUUCCUAUGUAUGGUCUUCAGAAUAACCUGGCCAGUACCAGCCCCAUGGCCCUCUCUGCCACCGGAGCCAACACACAAACGGUUUAUGGUGUCCAGAAAAAUGUCUCUGGUAGCGGAAUCGGCACAACCACAGGGAGACCCAGCAGUCCCCUACACGAUGAGAGCCCAGGCAAAGACUUUAAGUUUGUGCUGAUAGAGAAGGAGAAUGCUCCUGUGAAGAAGGAGACCGAGCGGCUGGUCAUGACCAAAGACACAGGGAAGCAGUUCAUGCCUGCUACUACUUCUGCUUUCUUCUCCGGGGACUCCCUACAGAGAGAGAAACAGAAGUUAUCAUCCAGCACAAUGGAGGAACGAACAGAUGCUAAAUCUGCAACCCUAAAAGUGGCCACAAAAGACAAAGCCACCUACGCAGAGAUCAGUGACAGUGACUCGUUCUUCAGCUUCUGCUCCUGCUGCAGUUGGUGGAAGUGGCUGCUUGGCCUCCUGCUCAGCCUGCUCCUCCUCCUCGGCCUCCUCUUUGGACUCAUCGCUUUGGGCGAAGAAGUGAAACGCCUGAAGAACCGUGUCGAUGCUCUGGAAUCCAUCACUGGCACGGCAUCGGCCAGGUCCAGCCGUUUGUCGGCCUCCUCUGGAAUCAACAUCAUCGACCCGCUGGACUCGGCGUACAUCGAAAGGAGUUCUGCUGGGUCUACCUUGACCCGCUCUGACAAUGGGAUCAACCUGGGAGCAGCUGGACCUAGAGUAGACGCUGGGAGUGGACCAGGGCAGGACAGCGCCACCCUGCAGAGAACCGUGCAGCAUCUGGUCAGGGCUGAACUCCGCUCUGAUGCUCUGAGAGAUUCACUUGCAUACUCACUAAAAGGGGAGAGAGGAGACCCAGGAGUUAAAGGUGACACAGGGAUGCUUGGACAAAAAGGUGACGGUGGCUUUCCUGGCCUGCCAGGCCCUCCUGGGCAGAUAGGGCACCCAGGACUGGAUGGACCAAGGGGACCAAAGGGAAGUUCAGGUGAACCAGGCUCUGAGGGUCCACAAGGCCAGAGGGGCCGUGAUGGACAAGUGGGCUCCCGUGGAGAAGCUGGACCACCAGGUUUUGGAGAGAAAGGAGACAGAGGAUCUCAAGGCGAGGCAGGACGUCCUGGUCUUGCUGGUGCUCCUGGUCCUGUGGGGCCGAAAGGUUCCACAGGAGAGCAGGGUUCCCAUGGAAUUCCAGGUGCUCCAGGUCCAAAAGGUUUCCAGGGUGAAGUAGGAGCACCAGGAGUGCCUGGUGAUCGAGGAGCACCAGGUAUUUCAGGAAUCAAAGGGGACCCAGGAGAGAGAGGAGCACGUGGAAUAUCAGGGGAACCAGGACAACCUGGAUCACAAGGCCCUGCUGGACCAAAGGGAUCUAAAGGAAGUGGAGGUGAAUCAGGCUCAAAUGGACUUCCUGGUGCUAGAGGAUCACCUGGACUUCCUGGAGAUGUUGGUCCCAGAGGUGACCCAGGAGCACCUGGUAAAUUCAUUGCUUCAGCUGGCUCUAAUGCUGUUGCCAUCCCCGGACCACCAGGGCCUGCCGGGCCUCCAGGUUCUGCUGGAACCCAUGGUCUGUCUGGUCCCAUCGGCCCCGCCGGUCUCCCAGGACGACCCGGACCUAAGGGAGAUCAAGGAGAUCAAGGAGAAAAGGGAGAUAAGGGAGAGCAAGGAAAACCUGGCGAGCCUGGGUCUGUCACAAGUUCAGAAUCCCUCGGAACCGACAAACUUUCUUCAGCUACUAACCUGCCUGGCCCUCCUGGUCCACCAGGACCUCCAGGGCCUGCUGGAGCAACUGGUCCUCAAGGUCCUUCUGGUGAGGGUAAAGAGGGUCCUCCCGGACGCAGAGGUCCUGCAGGAGAGCCAGGAGUUGGUCUUCCUGGAUCUCCAGGAGAAAAAGGAGAACCAGGGAGUUUUGUUCCUACCUCAGAAACCUUUUUUGCUGGACCACCAGGACCCCCGGGCCCACAGGGUGCAGCAGGUGUUCGAGGACCAGAAGGGUUCCAAGGAGAACCAGGUCAAUCAGGACUCCCAGGGAGUCCAGGGAAACCAGGUCAUGGUUUCCCAGGUCAGCCUGGACCUAGGGGACCCGAGGGUCAACCAGGCCCAGAGGGGCCAGAGGGGAUCCCAGGAGCUAAAGGUGAUCCAGGAAUCCCCGGUGCCCCAGGUAUCCCUGGAGUCUCCGUUGGUGGCUCCUAUAGUCCUGCCGCCUCAGGCCCACCAGGCCAACCUGGACCACCUGGACCACCCGGUCCAUCCGGUCCACCUGGAAGAGACGGAAGUGGACACAUGGAUGUAGGCACGUACCUUGCAGAGUACCUUCAGAGUAGCUCCUUCAGUUCUGGUGCCCCAGGGCCACCUGGACCACCAGGUCCUCCUGGAAGAGAUGGAACUGGAUCUGGAUCACCUGAUGUGGGCCAGUACAUUGCACAGUACAUUCAGAGUGAUGGCGUCAGACAGUACCUGGCAGGACCUCCUGGGCCUCCUGGGCCACCUGGUGCUUCAUGGCCUUCGAGUCCUGCAGGGGACGGACUGGUGGAUGACGUGGCAAACAGAGUUAUCGCCUACAUGCAGAGCCAAGGUAGAGGAUAUGACAGGGAUCCUGGCCCUCCUGGUCCUCCAGGUCCUCCUGGCUCCAUCUCUGUCAAUGAUGUCAUCGCCGUAUUACAAAGAGAGGAAGUGAGGAGAUAUGGUGCUGGUACUCCUGGUCCACCGGGACCCCCUGGAGCUCCGGGCCAUGGCAGCUACAGAAUCAACACCCAGGAGGUGGCUGAACGUGUACUCACCCUACUGAAUGAGAGGCAGGUGUUAGGUGUCCCCGGACCCCCUGGACCCCCUGGGCUACCUGGAGACUCAUUCCAAGUUGUCGGUCCUCAAGGGCAUCCAGGAGCCCCGGGUGUCCCUGGUAUCCCUGGUAGAGAAGGUCCACCUGGACCACCAGGAUCUAGCAACUACAUCAAUUCAGACAUACGUGACUACUUGCAGAGUGUGGACUUUAGAGGUUUACCAGGCCCCCCUGGUCCCCCUGGACCAGAGGGCCCCCCUCGUGGUCUCCAUGGACUGGUUUCCUUUGCUGAGUAUGCAAACAGAGAACCUCCCACAGCAGAAAAACAACAAUACAUCAACGAUGAUAGUAUGAGAGGAACUAUGUUCGGCCUUCCUGGUGCACCAGGCCCUCCUGGACCCCCAGGACACAGGGGAGAGCCAGGGGAACCUGGCACAAAGGACAGCAUCCUGGAUACUGGAGACUACUCCAGCGUCGCUGUCAAAGUAACUGAUUACAUCAAAUCCCACGGUCUGCUCCGUGAUGUUGGGGGAAACUCUGAACGUUUUGUUCAAGGACCUCCAGGACCUCCUGGACUUCCUGGAAUGCCUGGACAAAGCCAAUUGGUUAGCUCCCGUGAAAAUAUCAUGGAUGUUGUGGAAUACAUCAAAUCUCAGGGUCUGCUACGUGACUUAAAACAAAACCACAAUGAUCAUGGCAUCCAAGGUCCGCGAGGAGCACCGGGACCUCCAGGUCCACCGGGACUCAGCCAGUUGUUUGGGUCCCAAGAAAAUCUUAUUGAUUUAGUGGAAUACAUCAAAAAAAAUGGAUCCAUUGUAGGACCGCCUGGGAGACCAGGACAGAAAGGGGACAUUGGGUUCCCGGGGCCAAAAGGAGACAGAGGAGAAUACGCACCGGCUGUUAAAAGAAGGAAGAGGAACGUUAGAAUGUAACUGUCCACGUACUGAGUUUGUGAAAGUUUAAUGUGGAAUCUGGUGUGUAUAAAGAUGGUGAAUGUACGGACACAUACAAUUGUUCUUGUAAUUGUUUUGAUAGUAUUUGUGUGUCUACUGUGUUGUGUGAAAUCAAAGACUGUAUAUCUUUGAAUGAGCUUGUUUGAUUCACUGUUUUGAGGGGAUAUAUCUUUUUACUUUGUGGGAUUUCAUGUAGUUGUCUUUCUAUCAUCUUUUCAUAUUCCAUUUUUUUUUUUCCCACAUUUUUUUUAUGUGCAAUUGUUUACAGAAGAUUUUCACUGUCAGAUAAUUACAUACGUAUUCAUAGCUGGAAAGACCGGACAACUGUGGUACAGAGGAAAACGUUUAUUUACAGCAAAAUGAAAAUCUACAUUACACAAGUAUUCUAAAAACUAUACAUUUAUUUUUUUUUAAAUGCAUAACACUUUUGAUAUGGAUAACAUUGUUUCAGUCAACAUUCAGAUUUUUUUUUUGUUGAAGAAUAAAACAGACAACAGACCAAGAA